GGGUUCUUCAGUGGCGGGGAAGAUGAAGGAGAAGAGCAAAAAUGCGGCGAGGACCAGAAGAGAGAAGGAGAAUGCGGAGUUUCUGGAAUUGGCACGGUUGUUGCCGUUGCCGUCUGCAAUCACUUCCCAACUGGACAAGGCCUCCAUAAUCCGCCUCACUACCUCCUAUCUCAAAAUGCGUCAAGUCUUUCCAGAUGGUCCUCUGGAAAUUAUUUGUGGAGUUAUUACAGACCUACCUGUUGAUCAGUGUUGCCUUUGUAGAUUUGUUUCUCUGUGCUUGUGUUUGGACAAGAAUCAGGGCUGGGAGUGGAGAUGCGAAAAUUGUGUGAAGUGUUUCAAGUAUGGUUUUCGGUUACUGAUGACGUGUGGCGUACGGAAGGACGUGGAAACUUUCGAUUGUUGUCCUUGUAAGAUGAACUCGGUUGUUCUUUUCUGUCGGUUUGUGGUUGGAUUUUCAACACGAACGUUGGAUGAUGUGGAAAUGAGUGAAGGGGACCUUUUGCGUGGGAAAAGUUUCGGGGCGAGAGCUCGUAAAUUCCGCUGUGUGAUGCGUGUGACGCCCGCGGCGAGAGAAGACAAAUUUGCACAGGGACCUCGCGAUCCGCUUUUGCUGCUCCUGCCGAACUUCGCACCUACUCGUCUUGGGGAUGCUUGGGGAGCAACACCACCAAUGGCUGCGUCAAGAGAAAACAACAUCAGGGAACUUGGAUCCCAUUUACUACAG
Notodromas monacha is the source of this 724-nucleotide messenger RNA. The record is from the annotation of a GenBank genome assembly. Lineage: Eukaryota; Metazoa; Arthropoda; Ostracoda; Podocopida; Cyprididae.